CACGGUAGGCUUUUCCAUUGUACCCAUUACACCUGAACCCGCAGUGUUCGUGUACAAUUGAAUAAAGAGUACUGCAUUUCCGCGUGCGCCAUAUUGAAAAACAUCAUUGCAUGAUACUGUGCAAAACCAUAUGCAGUAAUAGACACGCCCGUACAGUACUUGCUUGUGCACGUAGUCAUCUCUGUGAUCAAGAAAACACUGGGAUAGCACAUAUCAGCAGUCAUGGCAGACAGUAGAAUUCCUGGCAGUAAUAGUAUGUGUGAAUGCAGCACCGCUGCGUCGACUGCACCUCUUAUCUAUGCUAUCCCCGAUGACUUAAUAAAGACGAUUUUGCAACGCCUCGGUGCAUCUGACCUGUGUCACGUGGCAUCAUGCUGCCGUUGGCUACGUGAUGCAACCAAUCAGGAUUCAUUAUGGCGCCCUCUUUGUCAAAGCAAAGGAUGGGAGCACUACGGCACCACCACGGACCUGGCCAAGAUAGCCUCCUAUGGACCUUCUGAGCAGGCAGCUGAUGCUAGUGAAGCAGGAGACGACAGCGUCACCUUCCAGAAAGAUAGGAUCGUGACUGAUGACAACACAGCGGGUUUGACCAGCACUUGCAGGUGGAAAGGCGUCUACAUGAGAGCUUACCAUCUGGAUAGAAACUGGGCUACAAAUUCCUCUUAUUCCAAUACGUUUUACCUCGAUGUGGAAAAAAAUCCCAAUCCUCAACACCGCAUUGUUCUUGUCGAUGGGGAUCUUUUGUCACUUCACAACUUUGAGGAAGCGAUCCAAGUCUUUGACAUUCGGAAGAAAACCCUUCAGUGUGUUAUUCCUACUAUCAAACCAGCGGGCUUAGGAAAGUUCAAAGAUGGCGUAAUUGUGGUGCCGUUCGAAAGUGGGGUGGCCUGUGCAUUUGAAGCAAGGACAGGGAAGCUGCUACAAACGAUAGACGGAAAAUGGCGCUAUGAAAGGGUGUUAUUGUUCUUUGAUGGUGAACUGGUCAUUACGUACGUGCGUACCUUCAGAGGGGUAGACAGCAAGAAGUUUCGUAACAUUUACGUGUGGUGCGUGAAAGACGGCAAACUUCGACGGAUCCUGAAAUUGGAUCCUACAGACGACGUCGGGGUUUGUUAUAACGUGGACUAUCGGGACAGGAUGGUAGCAGCUGCCCUCGAUGAUGACUACAUUCGCGUGUGGGAUGUGAGGAGCGGAGAGUGUUUACACAAACUAAAAUGCCCCGGGAAAAACUCCAAGGUUCAACUCGUCGAUAAUGUUAUCGUUGGUUUCAGCACGAACGGCGACGUCUGCGUUACUAGUAUUUGGAGCCAGGACACGGGAGAGUGCCAAAAAAUGAUAAAUGUAGGCUUAACCGACCGUGGUAUGAGGGGGUAUACUGCAGAGAUGGUGAAUAAUUUGAUACUAAUGCAGUUUUCAACCAGAUGUUGCACUGCGAUUUCUUCGGUGUACGCUUACAAUCUAAAUGGAGAAUUGGUAACGAAAGUCGAGCGUAAUUUCUAUGCAAUGAAAGGAAACGGAAGAAAGCGUCUUUUCUAUCAACUACAUGAGUCGGAGGAAGGGAAGGGUAGCGGAGAUGAUGGGCUAUCAGUGACGUGUGAAAUGAAACUGACAGAAGAAAGCAGUAGAAGGGAGUAUGAAUCACGGAAAAGGGUCAUCUUCAACAUCACUCCAAUUGGCUUGGUACCACUCUUUGAUGCCAGUCCUGCCCAACUCAUCGGGAUUGACGAAAUCAGAAUGAUCCUAUGUGACAAUAAAGAACACAGAAUUCUCAUCCAUCAUUACUGGUAAACCAGUGGUGACGCCUAACCAAUUAACAAACUCGCUGCACAGCUUUCCCAAAUUGACAAUUAUCCCCUCAAAACACAGAUGUCAAACCGGAGCUCUGCCAAAAAAAAAAAAAAACACUGGACCGUGAUACCCUAAAACUCCAGGCAUAACACAGCGAUUGGAAACAGUGUGGUUUUAAUCUUUUUUUUCACCUCUUAAAGCCCAGUCCUGCUAUUUUUAUUCCUGGAAAUUUCAUUGUAAUCUUAUAUGCUUUGAUUUAUGCUCAAUAUGUUUUCCUCAUUUUUUGUUAUAAUAAUUACAUACAUAAACACCUUUCUGUACAUGUCUCACCACGACCCAAAUGUUUGUAUUAGGCGUUGCCUCUGCAACCGGCUUUUGUUUUAGCAUAUCGUGUAGUUGAACAUUCGCCCAUAAAUCUUAUUUUGCUACCACAAAAAAAGAAGAAAAAAAGAACUGAGAAUGCAGAGUCAAAAGAGACUCAAUAGAAUUCAUCAUUCGAUUCCAUCAAUUUUGGAUAUACUGAGAGAGUUCUCGUUUUUGAUUCUGUGUUUCUGCACGCAUUUAGUAGCCAACUUCGCACGAAUAGUGCGUUAUUAAGUCGCCCACGACGGUAUUCUCUUGUAAAUAUUAACGGCACAAUUUCGACUCAAUAACUGAGUUUGUAAAUCUGAACCUGUGCAUCAACGGGUUUUAGCAUUAAUGCAAAUGAAUUUUAUGGAACAAGUGACAUUUGUUUACCAAUUUUCAUGCUGCUGUCAGGUGAUGCAAACUUUAAGCAAACGGUU
This is a messenger RNA of Patiria miniata (bat star), 2573 nucleotides long. RefSeq lists its product as uncharacterized. Bases 223 to 1788 code for a protein of 521 amino acids. The transcript is spliced from 2 exons. Lineage: Eukaryota; Metazoa; Echinodermata; Asteroidea; Valvatida; Asterinidae. The record is from RefSeq and is a predicted model, not a curated record. Gene Ontology annotation, molecular function: protein binding.